UUUCACACAUAUUUUUCGGUGAGAGAUUUUAUGUGUGACAUUUUCCCGAUUCUAUUGGUGAUGACGAUGUAUUCAAUGUAUGAUGACAUCUAUUGGAAAAUGUCCGAAUUGAAUUCAGACAUACUCUCGAUGUUGUAUUUACCGAGAAACGAGAAACUGUAAACAAAUCGAAAUGUCAAACAUUUAAACGAUUUUUUUUUUUGCCAUGCCAAUGAACUGUUUGUGAUAAAAAGAAUCGUCGAACACUUGAGAUAUAUAGGUAACGAAAAUAAAUUGGUCACACAUAAACUUCGAUCAAAAUCGAAAAUGUCGGAAUAUGGUGCCAUUUUACAGACAAACAUUAUGGAAUUAGUCAAAUAUGUUGAAAAUUUCAAAAAUCAACGACUGCAAUUGGAUGAACUCAUUCACAAGGGAGAAUUAGAUCAGGCCAAGCUCGCCGAAGAGAUUGAUUUACUGCAAGAGAAACUCAACGUAAAAACCGAAAAAUUGAACGCAAUGAAAGGCCGACGAGAAGAGCUGAGCCGUAAAUUAGAUGAAACCGAAACUCAUUUAAAACAGCUAUUGGACACAUCCGAUGUUGUCCUCAAUUAUAUCAAACGAGAGUCCAGUUCGAAUCAGACCAAGACGAGACAUCAUGAAUAAUGUGCCGAAAAACAAAUUCUGUCUCCCUUCGUUAGCUUAGGACCGCAAAUUGCUUACGUUCAGCAUAAUACAGCACAAAUAGCACUGGCAGUGUCAAAUGACACACGGCCCAGGCAUUAGUGGUAGUUCGAUGGUUAUCAAUUCGUGCCUUCCACAUUUUUAACUCAUACUCACCAUUAGGAUCAAUAUAAAACAUUCUAAACCAAGUUGAAUUUUUUAGAAUUUAAGCUACUUCGCUGCCGUCCAUGAAAAAUCCAAUUGAAAUAAACAUGAAAAAUUCGAUUAA
Molecule: messenger RNA, 928 nt
Organism: Sitodiplosis mosellana (orange wheat blossom midge)
Lineage: Eukaryota; Metazoa; Arthropoda; Insecta; Diptera; Cecidomyiidae
Exons: 4
Coding region: 307-642 (111 amino acids)
Cellular component (GO): centrosome; ciliary basal body
Source: RefSeq, a predicted model, not a curated record